UAUACAGUAACCAGGAAAGGCCUACUUUGCUGUUGUUGACAAACAACACUAAGCCCUCUUCUUUCUCAGAAAUCGGCGAUUUCCGAUCCUCAAAACGCUUCAGCGUUUUGCUGUUUUUCGUUUAAAUAAGCUCUGUUACUCAAAUGGGAAGAAUUACUAUAUCAUAGUUCUGUAUUUCAGAUUGUAUCGAUAUGCAAUCCGAAUCCACGGCCGCCGACUUGAGCCAACAGUUAUCGCCUCUGGGAGCAAUUGAUACUCGAGGGAAGCAUCGGAUUUCAGCCGAGUUGAAGCGGCUUGAACAGGAAACGCGAUUCUUGGAGGAGGAGCUCGAAAAACUUGAAAGAAUAGAGAAUGCUUCUGCUGCUUGCAAGGAAAUGCUAAGUAUUUUAGAGACAAAACCAGAUCCACUGCUGCCACUGACAAAUGGCCCAAUUAAUCCCUUAUGGGAUCGCUGGUUUGAAGGACCGCAAGAGUCUAAAGGAUGUCGAUGCUGGAUACUUUGACGCCGCCAGCCAGCCAGCCAAAGAAGGAUUUAGAAUGACUAUUGGCUUUGUGCAUAAUAAUUUUAAAGCAUUUUGAAAUGAUGUUGUUUCAUAUAAGCUUAUUGUUUUCAAUUGUGGCAGUAUAGAUGAAACUCUUUGUGUUAAUUGUGUGAUACAAGUUUAUUGACUAUUUAUUUUGUGGUGUAAUUUGAAUAAAGAUAAAAGUUAAGGAUCAAUUUGAAUAUUCUAUACAAGUCUUGGAGACUUUUUGACU
Messenger RNA from Impatiens glandulifera, 756 nucleotides. RefSeq names its product guanine nucleotide-binding protein subunit gamma 2-like. The record is from RefSeq and is a predicted model, not a curated record. The transcript is spliced from 4 exons. Gene Ontology annotation, biological process: G protein-coupled receptor signaling pathway. The coding region runs from base 192 to 503 and encodes 103 amino acids. NCBI's taxonomy places the organism in Eukaryota, Viridiplantae, Streptophyta, Magnoliopsida, Ericales, Balsaminaceae.